Ostertagia ostertagi is the source of this 393-nucleotide messenger RNA. NCBI's taxonomy places the organism in Eukaryota, Metazoa, Nematoda, Chromadorea, Rhabditida, Trichostrongylidae. The record is from the annotation of a GenBank genome assembly.
AUGGAUAAUGGACUGAAGUAUGUGGAGCAAGAUGGCGAGGAACCGUUCCGAUAUAGCCAUUUCAUUGCGAAGGACGUGAAAAAGGAAGCCAUUGAAAAACUGUUGCGGUUGAAGCUGACCUACAAAGAGAUAACUGGCAAAGAUUAUGCGGCUCCUGGUGGUCGUAAGCAAAAAGACAAAAAGCCUGCUCCGGAAAAGAAGCAGGAGAAAAAACAGGACGCGAAACCUGAUGGAAAAAAGCAAACAAAGUUGGGAAUCGAAGUUUCGAAGGAUGAAAAUUAUUCUGAAUGGUAUGGUCAGGUGAUCACGAAGGCGGAAAUGAUUGAAUAUUACGAUGUUUCUGGAUGCUAUGUGUUGCGUCCAUGGUCGUAUGCAAUCUGGGAAUCCAUUCAG